This is a messenger RNA of Salarias fasciatus (jewelled blenny), 595 nucleotides long. It is a transcript of the gene hint1, whose product is annotated as histidine triad nucleotide binding protein 1. The record is from RefSeq and is a predicted model, not a curated record. The coding region runs from base 68 to 448 and encodes 126 amino acids. Gene Ontology annotation, molecular function: catalytic activity. Lineage: Eukaryota; Metazoa; Chordata; Actinopteri; Blenniiformes; Blenniidae. The transcript has 3 exons.
UGUGACGUCGAGUUUCACCGACAAAAACCGAAGCGAAGCCGACGAUCUUCGGCUCAUCUGCGCCAACAUGUCUGACGAAACAGCGAAAGCGCAGACCGCCACGCCGGGCGGAGACACGAUAUUUGGAAAGAUCGUACGCAAAGAGAUCCCCGUCGACCUUCUCCACGAGGACGAUCUGUGUGUGGCCUUCAACGACAUUUCUCCUCAAGCGCCCACUCACAUCCUGGUCGUCCCCAAGAAGCCGAUUGUCCAGCUGUCGGAAGCGGAGGAUGAGGACGCUGCAUUGCUGGGCCACUUGCUGAUCGUGGCGAAGAAGUGUGCCCAGAAAGCCAGCCUGUCGAACGGCUACAGGAUCGUCAUCAACAACGGGAAAGACGGGGGCCAGUCGGUCUACCACGUCCACGUCCACGUCCUCGGCGGCCGUCCAAUGCAGUGGCCCCCCGGCUAACGCACCUCCGCAUCCUGCCACUCGUCCUCAUGCAUGUCGUCUCAGUGCCGGUCCGGCUUCAGCCGGAACUCGGUUGAUUUGUCGUUUGAAAUAAGAGUCAAAACCUGGGAAUUCAUCAGCGUCAAUAAAAUGCACUUCAUGAAAAGA